AUGGAGGAGAGAGGUGAACAUCAUGAGGGUGAAAACGUAGAGGAAGUGAUGCUACCGGGAUUUAGGUUUCAUCCAACGGACGAGGAACUUGUUGGGUUUUACCUUAAAAGGAAGAUUCAACAUCGACCCCUCUCUAUUGAAGUCAUCAAGCAGCUUGACAUCUAUAAGUAUGAUCCAUGGGAUCUUCCAAAGAUGGCAACUAUAGGGGAGAAAGAAUGGUACUUCUAUUGUCCUAGGGACCGGAAGUAUAGAAACAGUGCAAGGCCCAAUAGGGUUACAGGCGCCGGAUUCUGGAAGGCCACCGGAACCGACCGGCCUAUUUACUCACCUGAAGGUUCUGGAUCUAAAUGCAUCGGUCUUAAAAAGUCACUCGUUUUCUACAAAGGAAGGGCUGCAAAAGGGAUUAAAACAGACUGGAUGAUGCACGAGUUCCGUUUGCCUUCUCUCUCAGAUUCAUCACCCCAUCCACAAAAGAGACUUGGAGACAAAGAUCAUCUCCCUUUGAAUGACCUUUGGGCGAUCUGUAGGAUAUUCAAGAAACAAAGUUCCACUACUCAAAGGACUAUCUCCCACUCAUGGGUAUCCCCUCAACCAACCCUAACUGAUCUUUUACCAUUUUCCCAUCAUAGUGCCUUUAGUAACAACAACAAUAACAACGCACUUUUAAGCUCAGAAACUCAUGAAAUGCUCUUAACCUCAUCAAAACCAAACUCAUUCAUUAAUGACUUAACUUCAUCAUCUCUCCUAAUUACUUCAUCUCCACUAGAUAUGAAUAUUACUACACUCUCCUCUAAUUACAAGCCCAUAGACUACCCAUUGAUGAUGUCCACAAAGCUUCCACCAUUGAUGGAUACUCCCAAAACCAGUACCACCUCGGGAGCCGAUUCAUCUUCGUUCUUGCCUAACAUGAUUCCGUCUUCAAUAUUUGGAGGAGAUCCCACUAGACAUUUCCAAAGCUCUAUGGAUAUGAAUGGGGUACAUGAUCAUCAUCAAGAAGGUCGCUUUUCGGUUGAGUUGGGUUCGAAUGAUGAGGGAUUAAUGCUUCAACCGGAGGUGGUCGGAGAUGGAGGAUAUGGAGCUUCGGGGUUCCCGUUUGGUUUCCCUUUGAGUAUGACGGAAGCGUGGAAGCCAAAUGGUUUGGUUUGGGACUCGUAUUCUCCUUGUCCAAGUGAGAUGUCUACUAGUAAUGUUUGUUAUUCAACUAACAAGAACUAUCUAUAG
Impatiens glandulifera is the source of this 1221-nucleotide messenger RNA. RefSeq names its product putative NAC domain-containing protein 94. Bases 1 to 1221 code for a protein of 406 amino acids. NCBI's taxonomy places the organism in Eukaryota, Viridiplantae, Streptophyta, Magnoliopsida, Ericales, Balsaminaceae. Gene Ontology annotation, molecular function: DNA binding. The transcript has 3 exons. Gene Ontology annotation, biological process: regulation of DNA-templated transcription. The record is from RefSeq and is a predicted model, not a curated record.